AAACCCAAUCUAAAAGACGAGGAUGGGGUUUACUAUUUUUGGUAUUCCCUUUCCCUAAAUUCCCAUCCACAAAGAGAGAAAGUUACCGACCUCCGGAGGGAGGAGGGAGACCGGUUAUUUGGUUCUCUUUUUAUAGUUCUGUAGAGAGCUUGGCUUGGGGAAGGCCAGGCCUUGGUUAAUCCACCCAGUUGGUGUUGUUUAUGCUACCCUUUUCAGCCACACCUGCUUCGAAGUAGCAGAUAUGGAGAUAGAGAUGUAGCCCCACAACACCCUUUGUGACUCCAUUUUUAACCACUAAUUCUGAAGAGAGAGGGAGGGGAGGGAGAGGGAUUUUGAGAUUAACCAAGCAAAGAAGUCACACGCACUACCACUCUCAGAAACUUUUCUAUGGUAUAAAUAUCGCAAGCAGUGGAAAUGCCGGCUCUUGAUUUGAAAGAAUUUCAAGAGAAGGUAGCCCACCAUUUCCGCCCUUGGCAACGCUCCUUCCAGUUCUGGGUCCGUGCUGCUGAUAUCUACACCGGCUAUAAGCGCGCUAGUAGGUGUUUCAGCUGCGGGUGAGUUUUGAGAAGGAUGUCCAGAAGCAAGAGGCAAUGUGGGAAAGGCAGCAUGAGUUUGCUGCUGAGAAGAUAUACAGCAUGUGCGCCGACCUUGGUGGGUUUUUUCUCAAGGUUGCCCAGAUCAUUGGAAAGCCCGACUUGGCACCGGCUGCAUGGGUCAGGAGGCUUGUUACCCUGUGUGAUCAAGCCCCAGCAACCCCAUAUGAUGUCGUCCGGGGGGUAAUAGAGAAGGAGUUGGGUCAGAGUAUUGAUCAAUUGUUUGAAAGAUUUGAAGUGGUUCCUCUGGGUUCGGCUUCUAUUGCACAGGUGCACCGAGCGAGGUUAAAAGGUGACAAAAGUGAUGUAGUUAUCAAGGUGCAACAUCCAGGCGUUCAGAAUUUGAUGAUGACAGAUCUCCAUAACCUGCAAGCUUUUGCAUUAUACAUGCAAAAGACAGAUAUCAAAUUUGAUCUCUACUCUAUAACUAAGGAAAUGGAGAAACAGAUUGGAUAUGAAUUUGACUUCAAGAGGGAAGCUGAUGCUAUGGAAAGAAUCAAACGUUUUCUGUGUGAGAACAAUAAAAGACCUCCUGUUUUGGUGCCAAGGGUGAUUCCUGAUAAGGUCACCAGGAGGGUUUUGGUAAUGGAAUAUAUUGAUGGAAUUCCAAUUCUAAAGCUUGGAGAUGAAAUGGCUAAAAGAGGCAUAAAUCCUGGUGGUAAGCUUGCAGCAGCGGCAAAGCAGAACAUCCUUAAAAGUUUGACACUUGCAUAUGGACAAAUGAUACUGAAGAGUGGUUUCUUCCAUGCAGAUCCUCAUCCCGGAAAUAUUUUAAUCUGUAAAGGUUCUGAGGUUGCCUUGCUUGACUAUGGACAAGUGAAAGACCUUCCAGAGAAUUUAAGGCUUGGUUAUGCCAGUCUGGUUCUUGCUAUUGCUGACAAUGAUCCCACAAGGGCAUCAUGGAGUUACAGGGAAUUGGGCAUUGAUACCUUAAGCAUGUGUGAUGAUGAGCAGACCGAAUUGUUUAAGUUGGCAGAGACUAUGUUCGACACAAAGCUACCACCUGGUGUAACAAUGCUACAACCUUUCUCCGAAGAAUCUUCAAUAAAAAAAAUUGCUGUUCGGGCUUUUCCAGAGGAACUAUUUUCUGUUCUUCGCACGGUGCACCUUUUAAGGGGACUCAGCGUCGGUCUUGGAAUCAACUACUCGUGUGCAGAACAGUGGAGACCAAUUGCCGAAGAGGCGCUGCAUUUUGCUGGCAGACUAAAAGGCAAAGAUGUCAAGACUGAAAGACGCAGACGAGGUCUCGUCAGAAGGAUAUUUGGACGAGCAUCGGGCUUUUGAAGAAUGACGGUUGUGGCUCGAAUCGACCUGCAAGUCCAGCAUUCGGAUUGGGUAGUUCUCUGUCAGUACCGAUCGCUAUUGGCCUUGUUCCUGUCUGUUUAACUGAAAUAUUUGCUAGUAAUCAAGCCAUUUUCUUCCUCCAUUUGGAACCAGCACAACCAUUCCUACUUAUUCAUUCUUUCUCCAACUUUCCAGCUUUCUGCAAGAUUCUAGGACUGGUAUUCAACAGAAUUUUGUAUUUACUUAGCAUCAUACAUGCAAGUUUGCAGCUUUCUGGUUUCUAUUCAGCCAGUAUACGCAUACAAUUUGUUGGAUCAAACAUGAAUUUUUGUUGUUUUAGUAUAUGAUAGAAUGAAUGAAUUGAAGUAGUAUUUUCUGCUUCAUUUUCUAUUA
Diospyros lotus (date-plum) is the source of this 2270-nucleotide messenger RNA. Its product is annotated as protein ACTIVITY OF BC1 COMPLEX KINASE 8, chloroplastic-like. Gene Ontology annotation, molecular function: protein kinase activity; ATP binding. NCBI's taxonomy places the organism in Eukaryota, Viridiplantae, Streptophyta, Magnoliopsida, Ericales, Ebenaceae. The coding region runs from base 591 to 1877 and encodes 428 amino acids. Gene Ontology annotation, biological process: protein phosphorylation. The transcript has 12 exons. The record is from RefSeq and is a predicted model, not a curated record.